Molecule: messenger RNA, 3117 nt
Organism: Tilletiopsis washingtonensis
Lineage: Eukaryota; Fungi; Basidiomycota; Exobasidiomycetes; Entylomatales
Product: WD40 repeat-like protein
Exons: 3
Coding region: 1-3069 (1022 amino acids)
Biological process (GO): rRNA processing
Cellular component (GO): Pwp2p-containing subcomplex of 90S preribosome; small-subunit processome
Molecular function (GO): protein binding
Source: RefSeq, a predicted model, not a curated record
AUGCCCUCGUCGUCGGGACCUGCCGCCGCUGCGCCUGCGCCCAAGCGCCCGCGCAAGUCGGCCGCCGCCGCGACGCCCCAGGCCUCGUCCUCGGCCGCGCCGCCACGCCGCCGCCGCGCGCCGCUCUUCACGCCCUUCCGGGCGCUGGGCUACGUCUGCAACGCCGUGCCGGCGCAGCUGCAGGUCAAGAGCGGCGGCAAGGAUGCGCGUGCCGCCGACGUCAGCAUCCUCACGUCGCUCGGCACGUCGUGGGCGCUGUGGGACGCCGCACGCACCACGCUCCUCUUCGUCGGCGCAGCCACGCCCGUGCCCAUCGUCGACCUGGCGCUUGCCGAGGGCAAGACGCCGUUCCUCGCCGCCGCCGGCUCGGCCGUGUACGCCUACGAGCGCAGCCGCAUCGCGCAUGUCUUUGACGCUACCGACGACGCCGGCACGCUGCACCAGCUGGCGUCGAUCCUCGUCUUUGGCGACGCGCUCGUGGCCCUCUCCGCCGCCGGCUCGCACCUCUUCCACUGGUCCAUCUCGACGCAGAGCAUGCUCUCCUGUCUGCAGCUGCCGGCCGACUUCGCAGCAUCUGUCGCGCUCCACCCGGCGGCGUACGUCGACAAGGUGCUGCUCGGCUCGGCCGAGGGCGGGCUGGCACUCUACAACAUCCGCACCUCGUCGCUCCUCCACGCCUUCCCCGCGGCGUCGCUGCGCCUCGCUGCUGGCGCCAAGGGUGAUGCUGCGCUUGUGGACCUCUGCCAGAGCCCUGCGCUCGACAUUGUGGGCAUGGCGUGGGCCGAUGGUCACGUGCUCGUGCACGACAUCCGGCACGACGAGCCGCUGCUCGCGCUGUCGGUCGACGGCAGUCUGGCGCGCGGCUGCCUGGCCUUCCGCUCGGACGGCUCGGCGCACACGCUUGCCGUGGGCAGCACGGCCGGCGACAUCUCGCUCUUUGAUCUCGCUGCUGCGCCGCCAGCAGCGGCAGCGGGCCUUGCACGCCCGUGCCCGCUGACGCACACGCUGCGCGCCGCUCACGCCGGCGCCAUCUCGUCGCUGCGCUUCGUGCCGAGCAACCCGCUGCUCAUCUCCUCGGGCGCGGACAAUGCCGUGCGCCAGUGGUUCUUCGAGCCCAUCGCUGCGCCCAGCAUCGCCCCUGGCGCGUCAGUGCCCACGGCGAGCGUGCCGCGCCUGCUCAAGAGCCGAGAGGGUCAUGCGGCGCCGCCGACGCUGGCGCGCUACUACGGCGAUGAUGGUCGUGCCAUUCUCUCUAGCGGAGAGGACCGCAGCGUGCGGUUGCUCAGUGUCGUGCGGGAUAGCAGGAGUGCAGAGAUGAGCCAAGGCGCCAUUCUCUCGCGCGCUGCUCACCUCGCUGUGGCGCCGCACACGCUCAAGCUGCCCAGCGCCACGUCCUUGUCGUUCAGCACCACUCGCUCGCGCGACUGGGACGAUGUGCUCUCGACGCACGCCGGCGUGCGGGCUGCACACACCUGGUCAGCGCGAGACCGGCGCAUGGGCAGCAAGCCCUUCUCCACCGAGAAGGCAGAGGCCACGGCGUGCUGCGUCUCGGCAUGCGGCAACUUCGGCCUGGUGGGCGACGCGCAGGGCAUCGUGCGUGCCUUCAACAUGCAGAGCGGCAUGCUGCGGCGCACGUACGCCGCGACGUCGCCGCUUGGCAUGCAGAAGGGCAAGAAGCCGGCAGCCAAGCGUGGCUCGGGCUCGCCGGUGACGGGCGUCGUGAGCGACUCGCUGAACAGCCUCGUGGCGGUGUCGACGCUCGACGGCCAGCUCUCGGUGUACGACUUCCACACGGCCGAGCUGCUGGACGUUCUGAAGCUCGACAGCCCUAUCGCCUCGCUGGCACUCGACCGCACCACGACUCUGCUGGCCACCACACACGACGACUUGACGCUGCGCCUCAUCGACCUCUCGACACGGCGCAUUGUUCGUCAAUUUGCCGCGUUCCGCGCCCGCAUCCUCGACCUUACCUUCUCACCGGACGGCCGCUGGCUGAUCGUCAGCAGUCUCGACGGCGUCGUGCGGACGUACGAUGUGCCGUCCGCGCGACUCAUCGAUGCCUUCCGGCCACGACGCGUCGCGACCAGCGUCUCAUUCAGCCCCUCGAGCGACUUCCUGGCUACGACACAUGUCGGCGAGCUGGGCGUUUACCUCUGGGCGAACCGCGCGCAGUUCUCAGCUACGGCCGUGCGCGGCAUGGAGGAGGACGAGGUGUGGGAGGCAGAGGCCGAGGGCCCCGUUGCGCUGCCUGACAUGCGCGGCGAGGACGAGGACGGCGAAGACGACGGCCCGACCGAGCUGGGAGAGGACGAAGAGGGCGAUGCGAUCCGCCGCGUGUACACCAGCCCGCCGCAGAUGGAGGGCGCGCAGGAGGGUGCACUCGUGACGCUGACGACGAUGCCGCGCACGCGCUGGAUGACGCUGCUCAAUCUCGACACGAUCAAGCGGCGCAACAAGCCGACGGAGGCGCCCAAGAAGCCCGAGCGCGCGCCCUUCUUCCUGCCGCAGCUGGCGGGCACGGAGCUGGCCUUUGACGCGCAGAAGCCGGCCCAGGCUGGCGGCAAGGAGGAGAAGACAGGCCUGCCUUCUCGCCCGGCGUUCGGACAAGAAGGUCUUGACUUCGAGAGCGACUUUGUGCGCCGCCUGCGGAGCGCACAAGAGAGUGGAGAGUACGGGCCUUUCUUCCAGUACCUCCACACGCUGUCGCCACCAGCGCUCGAUGCUGAGCUGCGCUCGCUGUCGACUGCCGCCGAGCUGGAGCUCUUCAUCGGCGCCCUCACCGCGCGUCUCCGCCGGCAUCUCGAUUACGAGGCCGUGCAGGCGCUGCUGGCCGUCUUCGUGCGCGUGCAGGCCGACGUGCUCAUCGCGCUGGGCAUCAAGGUCACGGCGCCGCCGCAGGGCGAUGCCUCGAUGGAGCGGGACGGCGAGCUCGCCGACGAGGGCGAGACGCUGGCCGAGGCGCUGCGGCUCCUGCUCGUGGAGCAGCACCGCGAGGGCACGCGCGUCAUGGAGCUGCUCGAGUUCUGCAUGGGCAGCCUGGCCUUCGUGCGCGACCUGCCCCUGACAUAGCGCUUCGCAAUACAUGCAGUCACACGCACAGAACGAUGGAUGACGUAG